This is a messenger RNA of Apis cerana (Asiatic honeybee), 1231 nucleotides long. It is a transcript of the gene Atg3, whose product is annotated as Autophagy-related protein 3. Gene Ontology annotation, biological process: autophagosome assembly; glycophagy; nucleophagy. The record is from RefSeq and is a predicted model, not a curated record. Gene Ontology annotation, molecular function: Atg8-family ligase activity. NCBI's taxonomy places the organism in Eukaryota, Metazoa, Arthropoda, Insecta, Hymenoptera, Apidae. Gene Ontology annotation, cellular component: cytosol; phagophore assembly site.
UGUAAACAAUUAUUUUCUCUGAUCUUUUUCACUUUUAAUAAAUUUAAAUUUUCUGUUCUGCAAAAAAGCGAUGCAGAGUGUUAUUAAUUCUGUAAAAGGUACUGCGCUUGGUGUUGCCGAAUACUUAACCCCUGUAUUAAAGGAAAGUAAAUUUCGGGAAACUGGAGUAUUAACACCAGAAGAAUUUGUGGCAGCAGGUGAUCAUUUAGUACAUCAUUGUCCAACAUGGCAAUGGGCUACUGGUGAUGAAGAUAGAGUGAAAUCAUAUCUUCCCAAAAAAAAACAAUUUUUGUUAACACGUAAUGUUCCUUGUACUCGCAGAUGCAAACAGAUUGAAUACAGCAAAGAACAAGAAUGCAUUAUAGAAGCAGAUGAUCCAGAAGGUGGUUGGGUUGACACACAUCAUUAUGAUACAAGUCUUAGUGGAAUUGAAGAAAGAGUAACUGAAAUGACAUUAGACGAAACACAACUUACUCAGUCAAUUGGUACAGAGGAAAAUAAUGGAGAGGAAAAUGAUGAUGAUGAUAAUAAUGAUGAUGAUGAUGAUGAUGAAGAUGCUGCAGAUAUGGAAGCUUUUGAAGUCAGUGGAAUGUUAGAUGAAGAAGAUAAGUAUGCAGCAAAAAUUACAAAAAAACCAAUCAAAGAUAAAUGGGAAUCAUUUUCUGAAGGAGAAAUUAUUCACACACGCACAUAUGAUUUAUAUAUUACAUAUGAUAAAUAUUAUCAGACACCUCGAUUAUGGCUUUCAGGAUAUGAUGAGAAUCGUAAGCCUUUGACAGUAGAAGAGAUGUAUGAGGAUGUUAGUCAGGAUCAUGCUAAAAAGACUGUUACAAUGGAGAUACAUCCUCAUAUACCUGGACCAUUAAUGGCUUCAGUUCAUCCAUGCAGACAUGCUGAAGUAAUGAAGAAAAUUAUUGAAACUGUAAUGGAAGGUGGUCGUGAACUUGGAGUACAUAUGUAUCUUAUAAUAUUUCUUAAAUUUGUGCAAUCUGUAAUUCCUACAAUUGAAUAUGAUUAUACACAAAAUUUUAUGCUAAAUGCUUCUGGUUAAGAAUUUUAUCAACUUUCAUUGUAUUUUAAGGAUGAACGUGAUUUUAAUUUAUAAGCUCAUAAUAAGUAAUAGUAUUAAAAAGAUUGUGUGAAGUAUAUAAUAAGUAUAAUAAUAAGUAUGUUCAGUUCAGAAAAUUGUCUAUACAUGUAUAAAAUAUUUAAAUAUAAAAUCAAAUUUGGC